Molecule: messenger RNA, 411 nt
Organism: Colletotrichum truncatum
Lineage: Eukaryota; Fungi; Ascomycota; Sordariomycetes; Glomerellales; Glomerellaceae
Source: RefSeq, a predicted model, not a curated record
AUGAGAUAUCUCAGAGCGACUGAUUAUGCAAACUCAGAUGCCUCGGCACCGAGCCACGAUACUUACACGCCGCCGCAAAACCAACGAAACAUGCUCGCUCUUGCCAUCAUGCUGCUGGAACUCAACUUCGGCACACCAAUCGAGAGCCUCCGACACCAAGAUGAUCUGGGUCCGGACGGACAACCAAACAUGUGCACAGAUCUUCUCACGGCGCAGAGAUGGUUUAACGCAAAAGCGCUUAAAGGGCAGCUGUCGCACGGGUUCAAAAGUGCCAUCAAAUAUUGCCUCCAAUGCUACCUCGACCCAGACGCCUCCUUCGACAACGUCGAGUUUGUCCAGUCCAUCGAGGAGCAGGUGUUGAAGCCUCUCGAGUGGGAGAUGCAGCAGUUGGUUUACGGGAAGUCUUUAUAA